Microtus oregoni (creeping vole) is the source of this 2515-nucleotide messenger RNA. RefSeq names its product zinc finger and BTB domain containing 9 (gene Zbtb9). The transcript has a single exon. Gene Ontology annotation, biological process: regulation of transcription by RNA polymerase II. The record is from RefSeq and is a predicted model, not a curated record. Gene Ontology annotation, molecular function: DNA-binding transcription factor activity, RNA polymerase II-specific; protein binding; RNA polymerase II cis-regulatory region sequence-specific DNA binding. NCBI's taxonomy places the organism in Eukaryota, Metazoa, Chordata, Mammalia, Rodentia, Cricetidae. Bases 419 to 1804 code for a protein of 461 amino acids.
GUCGCUUCCGGCCGACCAGACGCCGUGGACGCAGCCGAGUUCCGAGACGGUCUCCCGUGCAGUGGGGGCGUGCCGGUCGUCCUGCGCGUGGCGGGAGCUCGCGGAACCGGCCCGUGGGAGCACGGUGAGGCGGGGCGAGCGGCAGCCGAGGGCGGCCCGAGCCGGCGAGCGGGGCGCAGUCCCCUCCUCGGCUUCCGCAGGGCCUGGGAUAAACACCCUGGUUGGUGGGUGUUCUGUCGGUGUUCUCGGUCGGCGGGACUAAUGGACAGAAACUGUCACGGGAGGACUUUCAGGCGUCUGUGGGGUGCAGCUUGAGACAGGUCUCCUGUCCCGGGGCUGUCCGGUCUCUUGCCUCCGCAGCCGUCGUUAGAGCCCUGCUCUUCCCGACUCCCUGGGAUUUGUCUUUCCCGAGCUGGCCAUGGAUGCUUCGACUCAGCCUCCCACACCCACUUCUCCGAGUUGCAGCCUAACCUCACGGACAAUCCACAUCGAGUUCCCUCACCAUAGCUCUUCGCUGCUAGAAUCCCUGAACCGCCACAGGCUGGAGGGGAAGUUCUGUGAUGUGUCCCUCCUGGUUCAGGGCAGGGAAAUUAGGGCUCACAAAGCAGUGCUGGCUGCCGCCUCUCCUUACUUCCAUGACAAGCUGCUUUUGGGGAAUGCGCCCCGACUCACCUUACCCAGUGUCAUUGAGGCAGAUGCUUUCGAGGGACUGCUUCAGCUCAUCUAUUCAGGGCGCCUCCGCCUGCCACUGGAUGCUCUCCCUGCCCACCUCCUUGUAGCCAGUGGCCUGCAAAUGUGGCAAGUCGUGGAUCAGUGCUCAGAGAUUCUUCGAGAACUGGAAACAUCAGGCGGUGGAAAUUCAGGCGGCGGAGGAGCCGCCUGCCACACACUGCUUUCCACAACCCCUUCAGGAGGCUGGUGCAUUCGCUCCUCCUCUUUCCAGAACCCAGCGCAGUCCUCCGCUUCCACAGAGAACUCUGCCUUCGCCGAGAACCUCGUUGGAGGGGAGAAGAGUGAGCUGGAACAAGUGCUACAGAUUCAGGUGAAGGAGGAGGAGGAGGAGCAGGGGUCGGCAGCCCACCUCUUCCAGACUCAACCUCAGAGACUACCCGAAGAGUUUCCCCCAGCUUGUGGAUCCCACCCCCUGCCUGCGUCUGCUUUCCCCAGCAUGUCUCCGGAGGACCAGAGUUCAACCCUUGAGUUUCCUGCCCCUCCUGUACAGGCUUCCCAUGUCAUAGAGGCUAAUCUGGACCCCCUUAUGUCUGUGGAGAAGACAUCAGGAAGUAGGACUGUGCCUCAAGGAGCGAAGGAGAGGACCAGAACUCUUUCUGAAGCAGACUCUGAGGGAAAGGGAGAGCUAAGAUACUUGCUGUCCUCAGGAGGAGGAGAAACAUCCGGGUCAGGAGACCCGUCCUGGAAACCAGUGGACCUUCAUGGGAAUGAAAUCAUGUCCGGAGGGCCCGGAGGAUCGGGACAAGCUAUGCAUGGGCCUGUGAAGCUGGGAGGGACGCCGCCUGCAGAUGGGAAGUGCUUUGCUUGUUUGUGUGGAAAGCGCUUCGCGGUGAAGCCCAAACGAGACCGGCACAUCAUGCUGACCUUCAGCCUUCGGCCCUUUGGCUGCGGCAUCUGUAAUAAACGCUUUAAGUUGAAGCACCACCUCACAGAGCACAUGAGGACCCACGCCAAAGCUCUGGAUGCCUGUCCCCACUGCGGCCGUCGCUUUCGUGUCCACGCCUUUUACCUUCGCCACCGGGACUUGUGCAAAGGGCAGGGUUCGGGCACUGCCCACUGGACUUACAAAUGACAGCUGGCGCUCUGUACUGACUUGUAGGAGAAGUAGCCACUGCUGCUGGGCUCUCACCCAACGUCACCACCUUGGUCCUCGAUUGCAUAGUCCAGGAGGUUAUAUAGCUUGUGAACCCCUUGCUCUUGGGAAGGGCCUCACCCUGGUGUACUCGGAAGCUCAGGUUUCUCAGUCCAGCUGUUUGUUGAACAGACUGUAGGAAAGUCAUAUUUUUGACCACUCACCCUAAAGGGCCUCUUUUGUAUUGGUAGCCAGUGAGGAAACCAUUGACUUAGAUUAGGUUGGUGAGCGAAGAGUUGGAACAAAAUGACCUAGUAACUUUACUUCCUCUUCACCAGGAGGUAAGGGAGCUGCUCUCCGACUAGGAAUGUAUUUGAUUCAGAGCGCAAGUAAUUGUCAGACUAAGCCCCAAGCAUCCCCCCCCCCACACACACUGUUGGCAGUGUUCUGUUUCUAUACUUCUUCCUGCUGUUUCUUUCUAGAUUGUACUUUGCUUUUUCACCUGAGUAGACACCUCCCCCAAAGUCCUUCUAAAAAUGUACUUGAACACGCAGCAGGUGUGGUUGCACACACCUGUAAUCCCAACACGCGUGAGGCAGGGGCCGCAGAUCUCUGUGAGCUCCAGACCAGCCAUAACAAGUUCCAAGCCAGUCGGGGCUACACAGUGAGCACUUUAACACACUGAGCAUCUGUGUGAGUCUACCCCUGACA